This is a messenger RNA of Anopheles merus, 2907 nucleotides long. Its product is annotated as motile sperm domain-containing protein 2-like. The transcript is spliced from 8 exons. NCBI's taxonomy places the organism in Eukaryota, Metazoa, Arthropoda, Insecta, Diptera, Culicidae. The coding region runs from base 970 to 2571 and encodes 533 amino acids. The record is from RefSeq and is a predicted model, not a curated record.
CCAGUUCCUGUGGAAAUAACACACCAAAACGCAAGCGCGAGUGAUCAUUAUUAGCGAUCCAGCCGAUCAUCCGGGUGUCUGCGUUUGAAGGCAAAGUAGCUAACACGUACACACCGGCGCAAAAAAGAAGAACUGAGAAACGAACCGAACCGAACGAAAAAAAGAACACACAUACAAAACACAUGUGUGUCCAUGUGUGUUUGAUCGACAGCGGCCACGCGUAUAGUCGUUGCGAUUGAUUUCCAAUUUGAUCCGACGUCAGGGAACAUUAGUGGCGCGUUGGCGAUUACGAAAUCACUAUUAGCUUGGAAGCAGAGAGAAUCAAAAAAAAAAAAAUCGGGAGUAAAAAUCACCGACCCAAGCGACCUUCGGUUGAUUGUGAAAACUCGUGGAAUUAUACAAUAGUAACUGCUGAGCGAUACUAACCUGUGGUGUGGUGUGUAUGUUAAAUCCGAUCCAGCAUUCCUCCAUCCAGCAUCCAGCGUUCCAACCCGUUACUAACGUUACUAUGCGGUUACUUUGGUGCUCUAAAUCAUACCCGAAUGAACCGGAAAAGGUGUGCAAUAAUCGAAAGUAAACCAUUUGUGUGUGGUUUUUUUUGUUCAUGCCCCGAAUCGAGGUGUUCAACAAGUAACGUGUGGUACUGGAAGCAAUCGUCGUUACACCCGAUGAGUGCGUCUUGGUGGUGUGGAAAGGCAUCAACGUGGACGCGUGGUAACGUGUACAGUGACAGCGAAAGUGUGGCUACGAAAGAUCGAAGUUAACGCAAACUGAGUGUUGUUUCAGUGAUAGUACUUACACCAUCCUUCCCACGCUUUCAGUCUGGUGCCAAAAGUUGUUAGUUUAAGUGUAGUUUUGUCGACCGUACUACAUACACCUCAGCUGAUCCGCCCUUUUGCGUAUUAGUGCCUUUAUCAGUGUCAGUGUGUGUGUGUGUUACAAAAGAUACAGAAGACCGUCCGAUAGAAAAUGCCGCUUCCAGAAUUCCUCAACCCAACACCGGCCCAGGUGGCCGAACUGCGGCAGCUGUUCAAGGAGAAGCUAGAAAGGGAUGCAGCAAAAGUUCCAGCGGGUGGCUUCCACGAGCAUGAUAUGAGGUGGGUUUUUGAAGGCGACGGCUGGUUGACCAAGUUCCUGGAGAACAAUGACCUCAACAUGAAGGAAUCGUUGAAGCAGCUCUGGGAAACGUUGGAGUGGAGAAAAAGCUCCGGCAUCAAUGAAAUUCGUGAAGAUAACAUUCGCAUGGAAUACAUUAACGACGGGUUAAUGUAUCCCCGAGGACGCGACGUCGACGGCAAGACCGUGUUCAUCUUCAGAUCGAAGCUGUACGUGCGGGGGACCCGCAACCUGGACGACCUGAAAAAGUGCUUCCUGUACUGGAUCGAGCGAAUCAUUCGCGAAGCGAACGACGAUCUGGUGACGAUCGUGUUCGAUCUGACCGAUGCCGGACUCAGCAACGUCGACAUGGACUACACGAAGUACAUUAUCAACACGUUCAAAAACUACUAUCCCUGCUCUCUGAACUACAUUCUCAUCUAUGAUCUUCCAUGGAUAUUGAACGCCACCUUCCAAAUCAUCAAAAAGCUCCUGCCCGCCAAAGCCGUCGACCGGUUACGGAAUAUUAGCAGUAAAAACAUUCGCGAGUACAUCGAUGACGACAACAUGCCUCGGAGCUGGGGCGGCAAGGACGAUUACGUGUUUCAGUUCGUGCCGGAAAGGCGGAAAUCCAUGGAGUUACCGUUAACGCAAAACGGUAUUCAGAAUGGCAUCCUCUCGAAAAAGGUUCACUUUGCCAACCUUAGCCCACCAGAGUCCCCAAUGCUGGACAAACCAAGUACCACUUUUCAGGCAGAGUCCAGCGAAGGAGAAAUGUUACGGAUAAAGCCACAAAACACCAUUACGUUCUCGCGAUUGGGCAAUGAUCUGGUCGGUACGGUCGAAAUCACCAAUGUCGACACGAAAGAUGUGUCCUACAAGGUGAAAACGACCGCGCCGGAAAAGUUCCGUGUACGUCCCAGUACCGGCGUUCUGCCGCCGUCUGCAAGCGUGAACAUCAACGUAAUGCUACAGCAGGGCCAACAGAUGCACACAAUCAAUAGAGAAAAGUUUCUAGUGAUGUGUAUCGGACUGACGGAUGAAAUUUCCACCAACCCGCAGGAUUUAACCGAACUGUGGAAGAAAAUCUCGGCCAAGAGCUCCUCGGUAGAGCAGCAUCGUCUGAAGUGCGCACUGCCGGCGAACUGUGACGAGAGCGGUCUCGAAUCGAUGUUCGGUGGGGCCGGCAACGUGAUCGCCGGGCCGGACCAGUACGGUGUGAUGAGCGGCUCGUUCGGCGGCAGUAGCAUGAUGGGCAUGGGUGCGGACAAGCAGAUGUCGCUGCUGCAGCAAACGAUUUCGCACCUGAACGAAACUACGCACCGGCUGGAGGUGCAGGUAAAGCGGAAUCAUCGGUUCCAGUGGAUUACCUGCGUGCUGUUCGUGCUGCUCGCGUUAGCCAUCGUGUACAUACUGAAGAUAGAGAUUAAGAGUCAUGCUUCGGAGUAUUGCACCACGGCUGAAAGAAACCAUUGAAAGGGGGGUGUAACAACACAAUCCCAUCCCAGCACCGUUUUCGAGCAUCCGAUAUAAGCUCCUUCAUUCCCGGGUUAGCUUUCGUGUUUCGUGCGUUCUUCUUUAUGUAUUGUUCAGUAUGUGCACUAAAAACAAAGCAAAAACGUCAUUUCAUCCGGGGUAAAACCGGGUUUCUUUAAAGCCCUUCACUUCGCUCAGUUUCGUUUGUAUUUUAGUUUGGUAAUUGUAAACCGUUAGGUUCUUUUGUUCUUUGCUACGGGUGGAAUAUGUUGUCUUGCGUCUCCUACGGUAGGGUUAUUUUAUGAAGUAAAUUAUUCGUUAGUUAAUGGUAGAAUA